Messenger RNA from Sinocyclocheilus grahami, 1953 nucleotides. It is a transcript of the gene cyth1b, whose product is annotated as cytohesin 1b. The transcript is spliced from 10 exons. Lineage: Eukaryota; Metazoa; Chordata; Actinopteri; Cypriniformes; Cyprinidae. Gene Ontology annotation, biological process: regulation of ARF protein signal transduction. Gene Ontology annotation, molecular function: guanyl-nucleotide exchange factor activity. The record is from RefSeq and is a predicted model, not a curated record. The coding region runs from base 4 to 1020 and encodes 338 amino acids.
AACAUGCAGCGGAAUAAACAGGUGGCUAUGGGACGCAAGAAAUUUAACAUGGAUCCCAAAAAGGGUAUUCAGUUCCUCAUAGAGAAUGAAUUGCUGAAGAACACUUGUGAAGAUAUUGCUCAAUUUCUCUACAAGGGUGAGGGCCUCAACAAGACAGCCAUCGGAGAUUAUCUGGGUGAAAGGGAUGAGUUCAAUAUUCAGGUUCUUCAUGCCUUUGUGGAGCUUCAUGAAUUUACAGACCUCAACCUGGUUCAGGCACUCAGACAGUUUUUAUGGAGUUUCCGGUUACCGGGUGAAGCUCAGAAGAUCGAUCGAAUGAUGGAGGCUUUUGCACAGCGUUACUGUCAAUGCAAUCCCGGUGUCUUUCAGUCCACAGAUACAUGUUAUGUGCUUUCAUUCGCAAUCAUCAUGUUGAACACAAGUCUGCACAACCCUAAUGUGAAGGACAAGCCAUCUGCAGAGCGAUUCAUUUGCAUGAACAGAGGCAUCAAUGAUGGAGGAGAUCUGCCAGAAGACCUGCUCCGAAACCUUUAUGAGAGCAUUAAGAAUGAACCCUUCAAGAUACCUGAAGACGACGGCAAUGACCUGACGCACACGUUCUUUAACCCCGACCGCGAGGGCUGGCUGCUCAAACUGGGUGGACGGGUCAAGACGUGGAAGAGGAGAUGGUUCAUAUUGACGGACAACUGUCUAUAUUAUUUUGAAUACACCACUGAUAAAGAGCCGAGAGGGAUCAUUCCUCUGGAAAAUCUCAGUAUUAGGGAAGUGGAUGACUCCAAGAAGCCAAACUGCUUUGAACUCUUCAUCCCAGACAACAAGGAUCAGGUCAUCAAAGCCUGUAAGACUGAAGCAGAUGGACGGGUUGUGGAAGGAAACCACACGUUCUACCGCAUCUCAGCACCAACAACAGAGGAGAAAGAGGAGUGGAUCAAAAGCAUCAAGGCUGCAAUAAGCAGAGAUCCUUUCUAUGAGAUGCUUGCUGCCAGGAAGAAGAAAGCCUCAUCUCUGAAGAGACAGUAGGGCUGUUUGUACAUGGACCUGGAAAAGAGGCGAAUGAGAAAUGGAAGCCAUAACACUGGAUUGGAGCGAUUUUAAUCUCAGGAAUGACCUGGAGUUUUGAAGGUUAUCGUGCAGUUGGCUUUCUGAGAAGUUGUCUGACAUCUAUGUUUGUUUAAUUGAACGGACAUUGAGUACUCGCAACCAGUACAUCAUCUCAAAUCAGCAGGUCUGACUGAAUGUGGAUCUCGUUGAGCUUUUGUAAGCUUGCUGCAAGACAUGACCGUUCCUCUCUGUGCUUUGAUACAUAUUAAAUGCUAAUUGUGCACCUAUUUUUACACUGCUAUGUACUGUAAAUAUCUGGGAGAGUUUUGGCCUUGUUUUGUUUGAGACUAUCUAGCUUUGUUGUUCUAUUCGUUUCUGAUCUGCUGUCAUAUUUAUGGUUUUGUUGUUGUUGGCUAGACAUUUUUCACAUUUUGCCAAAGUUUGUCUUUCCGUAUUAUACUGUCCUAAAAACUGAAAUCGAGUGCCUGGGUGCAUUCUGAUUCAUGAAAUGAAUAUGGUUUAUUUUGAUGCUGUUUAUUUAGCUUAAACAGUGUUUUAUUUAAAAUAUCAGGACAUUAUUCACUGAUCUCAUAGGUGGCCUUGAAAGACUGUGUAAUCCAAAAACAUUUCAGUAAGUUUGAGUCAUAUUUAUGGAAAAAAGUCAAAUUAAACUACUGAUUUAAUAGUUUAUUUUGUGUUUUGUAUUUUACCACCUUAAAUGUACUGGUAAAAUUAACGCCCCCCCAAAACACAUUUUUUUCUGCUUUAUAGGCACUGAUAGUUGAGAGAAAACUUUUAAAUACUAAUUUAUCAAUGCUGUACAUAUUUAAACAUCUAGGUUGUUUUAUUUUUUAUUGUCAAAAUAUACUUUGUGCAAAAGUAAUGGGGUGAAAAAAAAAGGUUUUGACCCAU